AUGUCUGACUUCGAUGAAGAAGAAAUCCAGUUUGAGUACGAGAGCGACGGCGACCAGUACGGGGAAGACGUCGAAGAUGAGGAAGCGAUUCUUAUCGAAAAUUCCUUCUACGAGGCGCAAGAUGUGCAGCACCGAAACCCCAGAGCCGCCCUGAAACUCUACGAGGCCGUCGUGGAGAAGGAGGAGGCGCGCGGGACGGAGAUCACCUGGCGCUUCCGCGCGCUUCUCAACGUCGUGCUCAUUCACGCACAGCUGCGCGAGAUGGAGAGCGCGGCCGCGGCGUACCGGCGCCUCCUUCCGCUGAUGCGCCAGGUGACGCGGAACGAAACAGCGGAGGCGAUCAACGCCGUCCUGGAGGCGCUAAGCGUGGAGGCGUCGCCCUGGCGCGCGACGCCCGCUUCCGCCGCGGCAUGCGGCGACGCUGGAGGUGCAGUUGCGCGAAACGCGGGCGCGGAGGGUGGCGAAGCGCCUAGCGCGCCGGCGGAGGCGUCGCCUCUAGCCAACGUCGAGGCGAUCUUCAAGCUCACGCUUGAGGCGUUGCAAGAAAACCACCUCAAGCGCCUUUGGUUCCGGACGUGUAGCCGCAUGAUCAAGCUGUUCCUGCACCAAGGCGAGUUCGCUAAGGCUGCGACGCUUCUUCGGGACGUGCGGCGCGAGGCGCGUCUGCCGCCGCUGGACGCGUCAGACCGCCUGCCGCGCGAAGCGGACGCGUCGGGCGCGUCGGGCGCGUCGGGCGAGGGCUGCGAGGAUCUGCCGGCGGGGCAGCUUCUCGAGUUCUACGCGCUGGAGAGCGCCGUCUGCGUGCAUGAGCAGAAUUUCCCGCGGCUCUGCCGGCUGGCGCAGGAGGCCGAGCGGUUCCUGAGUGAAGGCAUCGCCGACCCCAAGCACGUCGCGGCGAUCCGCGAAGUGCAUGCGAAGAUUCACAUGGCCUUCCGCGAGUGGCGCGGAGCUCUUAUCGCCUUCUCCGAGGCCUUUCGAAACUUCCAAGAAGCAGGACAAGCCACGAAAGCGAAGAAGAUGCUGCAGCUGCUUGUCCUCGCAAGUCUCCUCUCCUCUUCAGAUAUCAACCCUCUCGACACCAGAGAGGCGAAGGCCUUGCAGGCGGACGCUGGCAUUGCGGCGAUGCACGAACUGAGGAAGGCAUUUGAUGCCAACGACGUAGCGGCUGCCCACCGCCUGCUCACUGACCCAGAGUACGGGCUCGCGACAGAUCCCUACAUCUCCCUGUUCACCGAUGACCUCCUGAGCAACAUUCGAGUGCGGGCACUGCCCUCCAUCGUCGCCUCCUACGCGGAGAUGCCGCUGCAGACACUCCAAGAGGAACUACGCGCAGACUGUGCGCGAGAGGUUCGCAGCGCGGUGGCGCGGGCGCUCGCGGAGAGCCGCAUUGCCGGCGAGAUCGACGACGUUCGGCAAGUCCUUUUCCUGCGGCCGCGCCAACCGCCGAGCGCUUCCGCUGCCUCGCCGCGCGUGACCGCCGACCCGGGGGGGCAGGAGGCGGACGCGCACCAGUCCGCAGUCCGCUCGCAGGAAGAAGAAGGCAAGCGAGAAGGAGAAGCUCUCCAGGCGUGGGUUUCGGCCGUUUCGAGUCUCGCAGAGAAAUUUAACCAGCUGCCCUACCGCUAG
Molecule: messenger RNA, 1626 nt
Organism: Besnoitia besnoiti
Lineage: Eukaryota; Apicomplexa; Conoidasida; Eucoccidiorida; Sarcocystidae
Product: PCI domain-containing protein
Exons: 11
Coding region: 1-1626 (541 amino acids)
Biological process (GO): protein deneddylation
Cellular component (GO): COP9 signalosome
Source: RefSeq, a predicted model, not a curated record